Molecule: messenger RNA, 1774 nt
Organism: Varanus komodoensis (Komodo dragon)
Lineage: Eukaryota; Metazoa; Chordata; Lepidosauria; Squamata; Varanidae
Gene: AP5M1
Product: adaptor related protein complex 5 subunit mu 1
Exons: 8
Coding region: 264-1724 (486 amino acids)
Biological process (GO): endosomal transport
Cellular component (GO): lysosome; late endosome; AP-type membrane coat adaptor complex
Source: RefSeq, a predicted model, not a curated record
GGGGCUCCCCUCUUGGCGGGAGGGGCGCCGAUCUUGGUGGGUGGGCGCUGCACGGAGCCGUGUGGGCCCUCGCCCAGCGGGCCAGUGCUGACCGGGGCCCCUGUCCCUUCGGUCCAGGAGCAAGCGGGUCAGCGGAGGUGGAGGAGGACGGACGGCUGCGCCGGACCGGAGCUCCCCGACCCCCAGCGGUGCCUGCGGCGGGGAGUUUCGCAGCUGGGGGGCCAUCGGCCGACGGUGAUCGCAUGCCCCGCUAGCUGCCCGCGAUGGCCUUGCGGGGGCUCUGGCUCAUCAGCCACGAGCAAGGGGCCCGUGGCACCGUGCUGUUUUCCAGGCGUUACCCUACAGUGGAAAAGCGAGCCACGUUCUUCAAUGGAUCAAGCUAUGUGCCUGUGCCAGAAGACGGCCCUUUCCUUCAAGCGUUACUGUUCGAACUGAGGCUGACAGACGAUGACACCAGCUUUGUAGAGCGCCGGGAUGGCUGCUCCCGAAUCAGCAAGACUUCCGUCUACGCGCUGCAGGCCGAGAGAGGGGAGCUCUGGCCCGUGGUGGCCUUCCAGAAGAGGAGACUGAUCUACGUCGCUCUUCCUUUGGUCGAACAGUCGGUAACGCCGCGCCCACCCCUCUUCGGCAUCAGCGGGGUAUCCCAGGCCUUUGACCUCUUGUCCAGGCUGCUGGUUUUCAUGAGCGCCGGCCAGAAGGGCGAAGGGGAGAGGAAUGCCAAACUGGGGCAGCUCCCUAGCUUGCUCAUGCAGGCCUGUCCGCUCGGCACCCCGCUCGAUAGCAGCCUGAGCAGCCCCGAAAACAAUGCAGCCACUCCGGGCGGCCAGCCGCCGAAGCCGCCUGCCUGGAGAAGCAGCACAUACAAGGGAAAACCCCAGGUGAAUGUCUGUAUCACAGAAAAAGUCAAGUCUGUCCAGUAUGACAAUGGGGACCUGGCAGACGUGUGGCAGGUUUACGGGACUGUAACUUGCAAGUGCGACAUCGAAGGUGCCGCUCCCAGCGUGACCAUCAGCCUCAACCUCCCAGCCAACGGCUCCCCGCUCCAGGACAUCCUUGUCCACCCGUGCGUCUCCUCCCUGGACUCUGCCAUCCUGACCUCCAGCAGCGUGGGCAUAGCGGACGACUCGGCCUUCAGUGGACCCUACAAAUUCCCUUUAAUUCCGCCUCCGGACCAAUUCAAUCUGUGCUUUUAUACUUCCCAGGUGCCUGUGCCUCCCUUUUUAGGCUUUUACCAGCUGAGAGAAGAAGAAGCCCAGUGGAAGUUCAGCAUUCACCUUAAGCUUCAUGAGAGUGUGAAAAAUGCUUUCGAAUACUGUGAAGCCCGUGUUCCCUUUUUCAACAGGGGGCCCAUCACGCACCUGGAGUACAAGGUCAGCUACGGCCAACUUGAAGUGUCGAAGGAGAAGAGCCUGCUGGUUUGGGUCAUAGGACAGAAAUUCCCCAGGUCACUGGAGAUCUCCCUGACCGGGACAGUCACUUUUGGUCCUGUAAGCCAGGAGCAGCCAGUUGAUCCAGUGUGUGCUGGAGGAACUGCCUACGUCAGACUUUAUUUUAGAAUCCUCGAUUUCACGCUCACCGGGUGUUACACAGAGCAACAUUCCAUCCAGAUGUUUGCAUCAGGAAAACCAAAGAUCAGCACAGCUCGGGAAGUGCUGUCUUCAGAUUACUACAUCUGGAAUUCCAAAGCCCCGGCACCUGUCAUGUAUAGAACCUUACUUUUCUAGUUUCUCCUCACCCUUGUACUAGGAAUGAAAAAUAAAUUUUCUGAAACGUU